AUGGCGAGAAAAAGAAAUAGAAAAUCAAAGCGGGCUGCAAAGUCCAAGUCGAAGCCCAAAGAUCUGCUCUUUUGGAGUUAUACCGAUCGACUCGAACUUCUGGCGCAUCUUAAUUGGUGUGUACAAUAUGAUCAGAAAUUUGAAAGCACUGCUAUCGCCUACCUUAAAAAUGCUACAGGCAAAGAAUUUACUUCACGCCGCAUUCGCGACAAGCUAAAGAGGGAAUGGAGAAAUUAUGGAACAUGCGACGAUUUCGAUGACCUAUUUUCCCUUGGGACAGCUGGUCUUGAAGAGUUCAAAGGUCAAGAGCUGCAAGAUUUUCUCGAAAUUUGCUCCAAGUUCGAUCCUCCAGCGGACGAUCAAACUUGGAGUCGCCGCCUACGCAGUGGAUCUACAGCCUUUCCUGUAAGAUCACGCACGCUGUCAGUUACACGAGCCACUGGGUCGAGAGAAGAAUACGCACCGUCUUCUCCACAGAGCAUCGUGCUGAAAAAGAUCCAGAGAAAGCCGAAGCUCAGAACGAGAUCACAAACACGCUUCGAGGUAACACGAGGGGGCCGUGACGCCUGCGAGAGCGACGAUGAGCUUACAAGAGGGGAGGACCUACACAAAGUCAAAAGCGAAUCGGGGUCUGAACUCAGCUCUAUAUCUUCGCCUGGAUCAUUGGACAUUGAGCUCAAUUUUGGACCUGCUAUUCCAGACUCCCGACAGAGCACAGUGUCUGACAUGGCACAAACGCCUCCGACUUCAUCUGAUCUGGCAAACUUGCGAAAGGCCGAAGCAGAGCUCCUCCAGCAGAAAGGACGUGUAGUCUCGCUGAUUGGCCAGGUAUCCAAACUCCAAUACGAACUUGACGAUCUGCUCCGGCGUCAACGAAUUAGAGCGACAGGAUCUGACCAAGACAUGUUGAGAACAACUAUUUUCAACCUCAAACAGAAGGCAGGCGCUCGGGACCACAUAUUCAAAUGUUUUGAAGCGCUGGAAACAGACAAUGUCGCAUUUGCUGGUACAUCCUUGAAACAAGAGUGCAACGUUCUUUAUUUCAACCUUGACGACGCAGGUGCGUCAAUAUGCAACAUGAGCCCGGACGACAGUCUUCCUGGGCAAACAUCUGAGUUUUCAGAAUUAUCGCAUAGCUGGGCAAGACGGAUCAGCGGUAGAGCUAUGAGAGGGCUUCUCGCUCAUGCCCAGAACGUUAAAAUCACAAAGAAUAAGCUGUUAGCUUGCUUAUUGGCAGUAGGAAUAUUUGAGACGGUCUUUGAGCCUGCUUUUCCAGAAAUACUAGGAAUAGACUCACCGCUUUUCCAGCAAUACAGAACUCUCAUUGCAACCUCGGCUGGAACCAAGAUUUUGCGAUCAUUCGACCUUGCUGCGACACGAUCGCUACUGAACAACCCCACUGUCAAGGAAGAGCUUCUGUCAGAGAAAGGUGAUUGGCUCUGUACUCUGAUGCUGUCGAGCCUAACCCGUUUUCUGCCCUCCGCGAGUCACGACAUGGCCGAGCGCUCACCAGUCGACCUUUCUGAAGAAGAGGAGACUUUGGUUAUAGAGCUAAAGAGCAAUCUAUCUCAGGCUCUAAAUAUCAAAUUAGAGCUAGCGUUAUCAGUGAAUCGGUUUCAAUACUAUUUCUUCCAACCAGGGAGUUCAUUCGACUCGGCACUCAUGCAACAUGAUACAUCCAACGCUAGGGACCUUGCGAUGGGCAGCAAGAAAAUAAAAAUAUGCAUGUUCCCAGCCAUCUUCUCCGUCGAGGGGCAGACGAACGAACUAGAGAAGGACAUAGCAAGUGAUUUAGGGGGAAAUCACAAUAGUGUGACAGAGGCAAGAUCGGAUGAUCUCAAAUCACUCAAAGUUGUUGCAAAGGCUAGGGUUUUACUAUAA
Fusarium mangiferae is the source of this 1881-nucleotide messenger RNA. RefSeq lists its product as uncharacterized. Bases 1 to 1881 code for a protein of 626 amino acids. NCBI's taxonomy places the organism in Eukaryota, Fungi, Ascomycota, Sordariomycetes, Hypocreales, Nectriaceae. The record is from RefSeq and is a predicted model, not a curated record. The transcript has 3 exons.